Messenger RNA from Notechis scutatus (mainland tiger snake), 1683 nucleotides. The record is from RefSeq and is a predicted model, not a curated record. NCBI's taxonomy places the organism in Eukaryota, Metazoa, Chordata, Lepidosauria, Squamata, Elapidae.
AGGCGGGAGAUGGCUCAGCUCACACAGUGGCUUUUGCGACAGGAAUACUGGCUACCUUCAGGGAUCACCUGGGAGGACAUGGAGGACACCGAGGACGUCCAUUAUCCCAAACCCCAUCACCUCCUGUUCAGCCUCCCCAUCACUCUCCUGCUGGUCACACUCCGGUUCUUAUUUGAUAGGAAAAUCGCCAUCCCCUUGAGCAAAAAACUGGGUUUGCAAGAAAAAGUGAGGUGGAAACCUUCUCCAAACCCGAUCUUGGAAGCUUUUUACACAAAGUGGAGGAAAAAUCCCCAAAAGGAAGAAGUCAGUGGCUUAGCCAAACAGUGCGACCUCCAACCAAGACAGGUAGAGAGGUGGUUCCGAUACAGGCUGAAUCAGAACCGGCCCAGCUUAACCAAGAAAUUCUGUGAAGCCAGCUGGAGAACUGUGCACUCCCUCAUUUUCAUCCUCAUGGGAUUGGCUGUCCUUUACGAUAAACCCUGGUUCUGGAACAUCCGCGAAUGUUGGGUUGGGUACCCACUGAAGCCUCUCCAUCUGAGCCUUUAUGGAUACUACCUCUUGCAAUUCUCCUUGUAUUUGACCUUAGUUAUCUCAAUGCCUUUUGACGUCAAACAGAAGGACUUUAAUAUGAUGAUUGUCCACCAUGUGAUCAGCAUGUUGCUCAUUGGCUUCUCCUAUUGCGUCAAUUUCAUCCCUAUUGGUUCACUUGUCAUGAUCCUACAAGAUGCUCCCGAUACUCCGAUGUAUGCUGCAAAGGUGUUUAAAUACCUGAAGUGGCAGAAAACCUGCAACACACUCUUUAUCAUUUUCUCAGUGGUAUUCCUCUUUAAUCGUGCCAUCGUUUUUCCUUACAAGAUUCUCUACAGCACAUUUUACCAUUUGGCAGAGGCCCAUGAGCCUUAUUUUGGCUACUACUUCUUCAAUGCCCUCCUGAUGCUCGUGUAUGUUCUCAAUGUUCUCUGGUCCUGCGUGAUCAUCCUCAUGCUUUAUAGGUUCCUGAUACAUGGCAAGUUGGAAAAAGAUGCACGGAGCGACUCAGAAAGCAGCGAGGAAGACGAUGUGGAUGAAGAAGAGGAUGUGGAUGAAGUGGACCAGAAGGCAAAACAAAAACACACACAAAACAAAACAGCACCAUUGUCAAGGAAUUGCACACGGGCAGGGCUGUCACAAAGAGGAGGUGGAAUCAUGUGCAAGAAUUACCAACAAUUCCUGAGUUUGGUGUUUGCAGUCACAGAGGUCAACAAGGAUCUAGUUCUCCUGCCCAACAUCACCCUGGGCUUCCAUAUUUAUGACAAUCACCAGAUUGAGAGGACCAUUUCCAUAACCAGCCUCUCCCUGCUCUCCACACAAGGCCAAAUGGUUCCAGGUUACAAAUGUGACAAGGAGGACCCCCUGCUCUCUGUCAUUGGAGGCCACAACCCCAAAACCUCAAGACAGAUGUCCUCCAUCUUCAGCACAUUCAAGAUCCCACAGCUAUUUCCCUAUUUGAAGAAUGUGAAAUUCAAUAACAGUGCUGGAGAUGAAGUUUCCUUUUUAGAAAAUGGACGGGGAUCUGCUGGUUAUGAUAUCCUCAACUGGAUUUUCCUCCCCAAUUGCUCUUUCAUUCCUAUUAAAGUUGGAGAAAUUGACCCUGGAGGCCUGGAUUUCACCAUUAACUCAGAUACCAUUGUCUGGGCCACUAAG